Hydractinia symbiolongicarpus is the source of this 4128-nucleotide messenger RNA. Its product is annotated as protein diaphanous homolog 2-like. The coding region runs from base 164 to 3427 and encodes 1087 amino acids. Gene Ontology annotation, cellular component: actin filament; cytoplasm. Gene Ontology annotation, biological process: actin filament polymerization; actin cytoskeleton organization. Gene Ontology annotation, molecular function: actin binding; small GTPase binding; microtubule binding. The transcript is spliced from 24 exons. Lineage: Eukaryota; Metazoa; Cnidaria; Hydrozoa; Anthoathecata; Hydractiniidae. The record is from RefSeq and is a predicted model, not a curated record.
ACGCAUGCGCUCUGAGUAACAUAUAUCUAAUAUGGCAGCAGAAAGGCGUACUGCUACUUAGCUAACUUACUUGGGUAAAGUGAAACGAACAAACAUAAAGUAUAUAUAUUUUAAAUUGACCGCUGAUGUCUUUCUAACAGUUCUGUUAUUGAAUUAGUUAAAAAUGGGGGAUAGGGAGAAGGAUAAAGGUUCUAGUUUGUUAAAUCGCUUUGCAUCUAAGAAGCCCAAGCCACCAAAACUAGCCAAGAAACCUCCAAAUGGACCACCAGGUCCAAAAUCAACACAUCAAGAAGUCAAUGCACCUAUCAAUGAAGAGUUGGAGGCUGAAAUAAAGGGUUUGAAAUCACUGAGACCUGAAGAAUUUGAUAAAAAGUUUGAAAAGAUGCUGGAUGAAAUGAAUUUGACAGAAAAUCUUCGAAAGCCUAUCCGCACAAGAGAGAUGGCUAUAAAAGUUGAUAUGUUGUCACAGUUUAUGAGAAGACAGAAUACUAAGGUAUCAUCUGGACCUGAAUCACCAGGCGAUUAUAAAUCUCAACUGACAAAAAAUGAUUUUGAUCAUGGGGAAUUGCUCCAAUUACUGCAGUCUUUGCGUGUUAACCUUACUGGUCGACCAAUUAGUUGGAUUCGUGAAUUCGGUUCAGAAGGAUUAGAAUGCAUACUAAAUCAUCUUCGAAGUUAUAUUUGCAGUUCUUCAUCGUACGACCAAAAAAUACAACAUGAGUGUGUCAAAUCAUUAAAAGCAUUUAUGAACAAUAAAUUUGGUCUAACACUUAUGCUAAAAAAUAUUCAAGGUCUAACUUUGUUAGCACAAAGUAUACGAGCAGACAAUCCAGGCAUGAUGCAGGAUGUUGUUAAAAUAAUGGCUGCUGUGUGUUUGGUUGAUCAUGAUAAAGCUUUAGAAGCAAUGACUAUGAAAGGUGAAGCUGAGAAUAAAACACGAUUUUAUGCUGUUAUUACGGCAUUGAAAGGUGACAAUUAUCCUGCAACCUUAAAAGUAGCUUGUCUUCAGAUGAUAAAUGCUCUAGUUGCUACCCCAGAUGAUUUAGAUUUUCGUCUCCAUUUGCGGAAUGAAAUUAUUCGAGAAGGUUUUGCGGAGGCUCUUCCUGGUCUGCGUGAGAUGGACCAAGAAGAUUUAAAUGUACAGUUAGAUAUUUUUGAUGAACAUAAGGAUGAUGAUGCUGUUGAGUUUCAACACCGCUUUAAUGAUAUCACGGUUCACAUGGAUGAUCUACUAGAAAUUUUUACAGUUUUAAAAAAUGUCAUACAAGACACCACUGCAGAACCUUGUUUUUUAUCUAUAUUACAACACUUGCUGUUAAUACGCGAUGAUGUAUUUGCACGGCCACAAUAUUUUAAGUUAAUUGAGGAAUGUGUGUCACAGAUUGUCUUGCAAAAAAGUGGUGUGGAUCCAGAUUUUGGAGCUAGAAAAUUGCAAAUUGAUGUGGAAAACUUAAUUGAAAACCAAGUGGAAAGUGCAAAAGUUGAAGAAUUUGCAAAAAAAGUAAAAGCUGUUGAAGAUAAGUUAAAAGAAGAGACAACAAAACGAUCAGAAAUUGAAGCAAAGUUUUCACUGGCGGAAACUGAACACCUAUCAAAAGUGAAAGGUCUCGAAGAUAUCAUUGCACAGUUAAAAGCUGGUGGAGCUACUCCAGCUGCAGCUGUUCCAGGACCACCGCCCCCUCCUCCACCCCCCUGUCCUGGAUCCCUACCACCUGGUGGGGCACCCCCACCUCCACCUCCACCUCCUGGCUUUAGUGUCCCACCUCCACCUCCGCCACUGCCUGGUGCUCCUCCUCCGCCUGGUGCUCCUCCUCCGCCUGGUGCUCCUCCUCCGCCUGGUGCUCCACCUCCACCUGGUGCUCCACCUCCACCCGGAGGCCCUCCACCUCCACCUGGAAUGGCAUUUAUGGGUCCAAAGUUGCCACCUGGUUUAUCUGCAAAAAAGAAAUAUACCCAAACUAAACAAACAAAAAGAUUAAAUUGGAGCACUAUUCACCCUACAAAGAUAAAGGAGAACACAUUUUGGACAAAAGUUAAAGAAGAAGCUCUUGGCACAGACGAUUAUUUGAAUUUGAUCUCAGAAACAUUUGCAUCUAAACCUGCUAAAAGAAUGGGAGAUAAUGCUGCUGUGACUGGUGUGCCUGAAAAACCAAAAAAAGGCACGGACCUCAAAGUCUUAGAUGGAAAAAGUGCUCAAAACUUGUCUAUAUUAGUAGGAUCUUUCAAAUUGUCGUAUGAACAGAUCAAGAAGAAGAUAUAUCAAGUUGACGACGAAGUUAUUACAGGAAAUGCUUUAGAAAAUCUUCUUAAAUUUUUGCCAACUCAAGAGCAGAUGAACCAGUUAAAAAACUUUCAGAAUGAAUAUGAUGACUUAAAUGAAGCAGAAAAAUUUGCUCUUCAGCUGAGUGGUGUGCAUCGACUAGAGCAGCGUUUAAACUGUAUGAAGGCAAAAUUAGAUUUUGAAGAAGAAUUAAUAAGUGUAAAGCCUGAUAUCGCUAACGCAACAGAGGCAUGUAAAGAACUACGACGGAGUACAAAGUGGGCGAAAUUUUUAGAGUUACUACUUUUAACUGGUAACUACAUGAACGCUGGUACAAAAAAUUCUCAAGCUUUUGGAUUUGACAUCUCACUGCUUUCCAAGGUUGGUAAUACGAAGUCUGUAGAUGGAAAGAUGACCUUUACGCAUUUUUUAGCUGAGAUGGUAGAAACAAAGUUUUCAGGAAUUGAUGGUUUCGAAAAUGAACUUUCUCAUGCUGCAGAAGCUUGUAGAGUUUCUGACGACAUGACAUUAAAAGCUGUCAAUAGUUUAAAUGCUAAUUUAAACAGAAUCCGAAACGAGUUAAAACACCACAACACUCAAGCCAAUCCAGAUGACAAGUUUGGUGAUAAAAUGUCUGACUUUUUAGCAGGGGCCGGUGAGACAUUUCAAAUAGUCCAAGAAAUGCACAAAAAGAUGACCAGCUUGUUCUCUGAAAUUGUCGAGUACUUUUGCUUAGAUCCAAAGAAGUCAUCUCUGGAAGAAACAUUUGGAAUUAUACAUAUGUUCUUACAAGAAUACACGAAUGCGAAAAAAGACAAUGUAAAACGAAGAGAAAAAGAAGAAAAGGAGCGCAAAGCUAAGGAAAAAGCAGAGUCAGACCGUAAAAAAAAAGAAGCCACGAAGCAGCAGAAAAAUAGACAGAUUGCCCUGGAUGCAUCUGAGGACGAUACUGGCGUGUUAGAUGGUUUAAUGGCUGCUUUACAAACUGGCUCUGCCUUUAGAGAUCCGUCUCGACCUCAAAGAAGGAGACAGCCUAGAAAACCACGUGCUGGACAGUCUGAUCUUGAAAGAAAGAGUACUCGUGUGAACAUUGUUCCUAUAAAAAUGUUGCAACCUGGACAGAAAUUAUCGGAUAAAAUGAACGAAAAAGAAGUUAAUGAAGUUUGAGAGAAAUCACAGCAGCAUUCAUAAUAUUGCUAAAGUAAUCUACUUUUACUGUACCUACUGAGCUGACUACGCUUUUUUAACAAAUAUCUGUUAGUAAGUUAUGCUCCCUUAACAAUUUUCGCGCAUUCACUACUAUUCAUAGGUAAAAUUUUUAAUUUCUUUUAUUAUGAUUCGUUAUUGUGUAACAUGAUAUAACCGCAACUUAAUUCAUUGAAUUUUAAUUAAUUUAUGGUUUUUUGUAUGUAGAACUCGCUCCUUAGCAUUUUAAACAUUGUUAGUCCAGUCUUACAAUAAGUCCUUCGCUAAAUUAGUCUUGACGGUUAUAUACUUAGUUUGGCCCCGCAAAAAUUUUGAGAACAAAAAAGUAAGUUAAUUCUCGCGAGCUUUUACCUUUAUGGGAUAAAGAGAUCCCUUAAUCGUUAACCACCUCUUUACAAAAUCAAACAAUAAUAAUCAAAUAGAUAUUUGUUUAAAAGUGAUUUGAUUCCUGAUUUUUUUGACUCACGAAGGUUUCUUCCUGGGAGUUAUUAGGUGUCAGAAAUAUGUUGUCAACGAACUAUAAUAAAAAAUCAAUUUACCUUUGAAAUUUUUGAAGUGAGCUUCCGUUUUUGCGCCGUAUUUUAUUUUCAAUGUGCUUGAACAUUGUAUCUAUUUUUAUGCAGAUGAGUUUUUUGAAAGAAAGUUUCAACAAAUUGUAAAAA